CAUAGAGGAGAAGCCUGAUGUGGGGCUCGAUCUUGUAACGUCGGGAUCAGGCCCUGAGCCAAAGACAGAUGCUUAACAGCUGAGCCACCCAGGCGCCCCGGUUUUGUGUUUUUCUGUAUGGUUUUAUAGUUAUCCCAGUGCUGGUUAUAGUCCAUCUUUUCCCCCAUUGAUGUGAGAUGCUGCCUUAUUGAAUAUAAAUGUAGCAUAAUAUAAUUGAAUUGAAUAUUUGUGAAUGUAGUUUGAUCAAUUUGGUCUGUUUCUGAUUUUCUGGGUUGUUUUCAUUGUUCUCUCUCUGUUCAUACACUGAUGUCAUACUGCCUUAACUAUAGAGGCUAAAAUGCUUUAUUAUCUGGUACAGCCAGUCCUCCCUCACAAUUCUUCUCUUUUUUGAUUGUCCAGGCUAAUUUUCUUUUUUAUUCAUCCAAAAGAAUUUUAUGGUCAAGUCUUUUAGCUGCAGGGGAAAGAAAGUGGUGACAAAAAAUUUUAAAUUUAUAUGUUUUAAAAUCACAUUAAAGAAGUAUCUAAUAACUCAAAUUUUAUGAAAUACUUUAAAUAUGAAACAGUAUUUCAUUUGGUGAAAUGUGUUUUCUGCAUUUAGGUAUUUUUCUUCUUAAUCUACUCAUGGGAAUGUGUUGUAACAACCCUUUUUCCUCAUAUUGAACCACCCUAGGAUUUCUGAAAUACAUCAAAUUUAAUCAUGGUGUAUUACUUGUUAGUGAUAAAAACGUAUUUAGGAUUUUUGUAUUAGGAUUCACAAAUGAGACAGAUCUGUAGCUUUAUUUAUUGGUGAAAUCUUUGUUAGUCUUCAAGAUCAGUAUCAUACCUGCAUCAUAGAAAGAAUCAAAAGUUUUCCUUCCUUUUAAAUCAUCAGGAAUAGCUUAAGAAGCAUGGAGAUUCUUAGAUCUUUAAGGAUUGAACCUUAACCUGAAGAGUGGAACCUGAACAUCUGGACGUGGUACUCUUUGGUGUGGAAACUCUUCACCUACUUUAUUAUUUCUUCUAUGGUCUGUGGAUACCUAAGCCCCAGAGCCUCUUGAUAUUGACAUGGCUGACCCACAGGACAACACUCUGAGGAUUGUUCUGGUUGGGAAAACCGGAAAUGGGAAGAGUGCAACAGGAAACACCAUCCUUGGGAGAAAAGAAUUUGAGUCUAGAAUUGCUCCCCACGCUAUUACCAAACAGUGUAAAAAAGCAUCCCGAGAAUGGAAGGGGAGGAAUCUUCUCAUUGUUGACACCCCGGGGCUCUUUGACACCAAAGAGACCCUGGAAACCACCUGCACGGAAAUCAGCCAGUGUGUCCUCUACUCCUGUCCUGGGCCCCAUGCCAUCGUCAUGGUUCUGCAGCUGGGCCGCUACACGGAUGAAGAGCAGAAGACCGUGGCAUUGAUCAAGGCUGUCUUUGGGAAGGCAGCCAUGAAGCACAUGAUUGUUUUGUUCACUCGCAAAGAUAACUUGGAGGGUCAGAGCCUAGAUGACUAUAUAGCAGAGGCAGAUGUCAAUCUUAGGAGUGUCAUCAGGGAAUGUGGGAACCGCUGCUGUGCCUUCAACAACAGAGGCACAGAAGCUGAGAAGGAAGCUCAAGUGGAGGAGCUGGUGGGGCUGAUAGAGCAGAUGGUGUGGAGAAAUGGCAGGGCUUAUUUUUCUGAUGACAUUUACAAGGACACAGAGGAAAGGCUGAAACAAAAGGCAGAAGUCCUGAAGAAAAUCUACACUGAUCAAUUGCAUAAGGAAAUUAUGCUAGUAGAAAAGGAAUGUGCUCAUAAAUUACAGCAGGAACGAGAGGAAAAAAUAAAAGCACUGAAGAUGCAAUAUGAAGAAAAAAUUAAAAAUCUUAGGGAAGAAGCUGAAAGGGGUGUAUUUGAUGAGGUUUUUAAUGAGAUUAAGAGGUUUCUUUCAAGGACAUGGUAUAUGUUUUGGUAGUCAUGUCAAUUUCACUUUUGCUUCUGAAUUUACUAUGUCAUGUAAUAAUGAUAGACUGUAGUUUCCAAGGAUGGCUGUGACAAUACAGUCGAUCCUACUUAUUCUUUUUAUAAUCUGACUUUGUUACUUCCCCCACUGAGUUGUGGGGACUAUGUCCCCUGCCUUGGAAUUGAUGGACUUUGUGACUGUUUCGCUAAAUAGCAGAUGGCUGAAGCAACCCCUUGGGACUCUAAGUCGAGACAUGGAAAAUGCGCCCUGCCCUGCUGAGGUGCUCGCCCUUGGAACUGG
Molecule: messenger RNA, 2208 nt
Organism: Ailuropoda melanoleuca (giant panda)
Lineage: Eukaryota; Metazoa; Chordata; Mammalia; Carnivora; Ursidae
Product: GTPase IMAP family member 7
Exons: 2
Coding region: 1045-1920 (291 amino acids)
Molecular function (GO): GTP binding
Source: RefSeq, a predicted model, not a curated record